GGCUCUCGGCCGGUUAGGGCUGGCGGGGAGGAUGGAAUAUUCCGCGUUGGGCACCGUGGAGGCCACGGACGGCGGAGGGUCCGGGCCAUACCACAGCUUGGAAGAGCGGGAGGGCCGGGAGCCGGAUGGGGUGCGCUUCGACCGCGAGAGGGCGCGCCGCUUGUGGGAAGCGGUAUCCGGGGCCCAACCGGUGGGGAGGGAGGAAGAGUGCAGCCCUUCCCAAGCUCCAGGACUCUGGUCCCCAUCCACACCGUCUUGGAGGCCCACAGACCCUUCCCCGGCAGACCCGCAGCCGAGGACUGACUGAGGAAGUGGAGCACAUGAUCCAGAAGAACCAGUGUCUCUUCACCAAUACCCAGUGUAAGGUUUGCUGUGCCUUGCUCAUUUCUGAGUCCCAGAAGCUGGCCCAUUACCAGAGCAAAAAACAUGCCAACAAAGUGAAGAGAUACCUAGCAAUCCAUGGAAUGGAGACAUUAAAGGGGGAAACGAAGAAGCUAGACUCAGAUCAGAAGAGCAGCAGAAGCAAAGACAAGAACCAGUGCUGCCCCAUCUGUAACAUGACCUUUUCCUCCCCUGUUGUGGCCCAGUCGCACUACCUGGGGAAGACCCACGCAAAGAACUUAAAGCUGAAGCAGCAAUCCACUAAGGUGGAAGCUCUGUCGAAACGCCUUACAAACCCUUUCCUUGUGGCCUCCACCUUAGCCUUGCACCAGAACAGAGAUAUCAUAGACCCAGACAAGUUCUGCAGCCUCUGCCAUGCAACUUUCAAUGACCCUGUCAUGGCUCAACAACAUUAUGUGGGCAAGAAACACAGGAAACAGGAGACCAAGCUCAAACUCAUGGCACACUACGGACGGCUGGCGGACCCUGCUGUCGCUGACUCUUCAGCUGGGAAGGGCUAUCCCUGCAAGACAUGUAAGAUAGUGCUGAACUCCAUAGAACAGUACCAAGCUCACGUCAGUGGCUUCAAGCACAAGAACCAAUAUCAGCAACCAUUGUUCAAAGUGAUGCUAAGAGGCAGAGCCAUGAUUCAAACAGAGGUCUCUCUGGCUCCCCUGUGCUCUUCCAAGGACAUCUCACUGAGAAGCAGUGGUGGCACCAUGAGGAUAGGGCCCCAACUGGGAGGAACCCACUCAGAAGGGAGAUGGAUGAUGAGGAAACUGAGUUUCAGACAGGCAAGUUUGAUGAUGGAUUCUGCAUCACUCAUUGAGCCAAAUGAAUUAAAGGUGGUGGAAACACAGUAUUGGAUCCAAAAAUGCCCUUGGUCCACUCCAUUCUGCCUGGAGUCUCCUAUCCCACACUGUUGCAGAUCUUCCUCUUUAUUUGUGGGUCUCCAAAAGCAAUGACAUCACCCCUGGGCCAGAUUCCAAUUCAUGGGCAAACUGUUCAGAAAGACUCAACCACCUCGGAGGUUUAGAAGGACUUCUGCCCACCACUCCAGGCUGGACCAACAGUGAGCCAGCUUCCUGUGACUGUGGUCAGCCUUGGCGCCCUCUUCUUUCUUUCACCAGGAGAGUACACAGGCCUGAGGCAGGAUUGGGCCACAGACAGCCUGUGGUUGGUCCAGGCAAUUGCAAGUCAUCAGCCACCCCAGUUUGCCCCCACUCCUGCUCUUCCCUUUUGGUGUGGGCCCCUGUAGGUCAGAAUAGGGGAAGCAGGAGUCUGAGAGGACUCAAGUCUCACGGAGUGGUAGUUUGGAAGACGGUGUUCUUUCUUCCCCAGCCCUUCUAGACCAUAUGUCUUGAGGCCCCAGAGCAUAUCUUUGCUCUGAAGAUCGGUUUUGGACCAGUCUCUACAGCUAAAGAACUCUACCUGGACUCUAGACAUCUCCAGGGAAACCUGGAGCUCUCAUGCCAGACUUUGUCCUGGGUGGAAAAUGGCAAGUAGAAGUGGCUGCCUCUGGAGUUGAUGUGACAUUGCCUCUGCUCCCAAAAAAGGACAGGCCCUCCUGAGCCUGGGACCAGAUGCUGGCCAAUUGUGCAGGUUUCUGCCCACUGCAGAGUCUCCUCCUGGAGCAGUACCACAGUCCUGGCAGAGAGCUGCCAGCCUUCGGCCCCUCCUCUGUAGUUCCUGAAUGGUGCUAAGGAGCUGCAGCAGCCAAGGGCAGGCUGGAGUUGAAGGAGGACUCGGUACCCCAUGGGAUCAUGGGGCACUCCAGUGGGGACCUUCCCCUCUACCAUCAGAGGUGCUCUGACCCAGGGUCACAUAGGAAAGUCCCUCAUACGCACGUUUCCAUGAUGGUUCAGUGCCCUUAAAGGCAAGCUGCCUCGUGCCACCAGCCUAAAGGUUCCUUGCUGCCCUUCAGACGUACUCACCUCUCCUUCCCUGUGUGCAGCAGGCCACCCUGCCCAGGUCACUGUGGUGCUAGCCUUCCCUGCCAUCCUUCAGGAACUCCUGGGCACCAGGGAGCCAGAUGGGGCCUCCAGGGAAAGAAAUGGGGAGCUGGCUCAGGUUUCUGCAGUGAGGAAAUAGAUGUUCCUUGGGUCCCAAAUCCCAUUUUUUCCAUCUCUGCUGUGUAUUGUGGCCUGGGACUUCACUAAGAGUGGAUUUCUCUUGGUGACUUUCAAGCAAGAAUUCUAAAGUGUCACCAUCAGAGGCCCCUCUUUGUGGCAUCAAAGAGGCCCCUCACUCCCCCCACUCCCUAGCCCUUUGCCUGUGAAAUGCCCGUGCAUAUUGUGUGUGGGUGUAUAUGCGUGUGCUUACGCUCUGCCUCUUGGUCACCAAAAUUUCCAAAUAAAGAAUUUCUCCCAUGA
Molecule: messenger RNA, 2753 nt
Organism: Choloepus didactylus (southern two-toed sloth)
Lineage: Eukaryota; Metazoa; Chordata; Mammalia; Pilosa; Megalonychidae
Gene: ZNF346
Product: zinc finger protein 346
Exons: 11
Coding region: 126-1346 (406 amino acids)
Molecular function (GO): zinc ion binding; double-stranded RNA binding
Source: RefSeq, a predicted model, not a curated record